AUGGCCCCGUCGCCCCUAGCCAUGGCCCCUCGCGACCUGCCGCCCCUAACCGCGGCCCCUUGCAACAUGGUGGGUGAGGGGGUGGCAAGAGGGGGUUCCUCCUGCCCGCGUGCCCUACAGUCGCACGCGCAGCUCCGCCCCCGCCCCCCUCCCCUCCCUCCAUGGGGAUGCAGUGGGGGGGAGGGUAUGGGGGUGGCGGGUGUGGCCAACCUGCUGUCGCCCGAGCGGCUCCUGCACCGCCCCUUCUCCUACCUCCCCCCUGCUGCGGGUGCAGCAGUGGGGGGGGAGGGGAUUUGCGGCACCAGCCCCCCCCCCCCCCCUCUCCUACCUUUUCCUGCUGCGGGUGCAGCAGUGGGGGGGAGGGGAUCUGCAGCACCAGCCCCCCCCCCGCCCCCCCCCCCUCCCCCUUCUCCUCCAUCCCCUGCUGCAGGCCGCCGUGUGAAGAUCAGUGCAGGGACUAUUGUGGGUGGGGCAGGGGCUGGAGGAAGGAAGGGGGGGAAGGGGGGUGAGAUACAAGGGGGCAGCUGA
This is a messenger RNA of Closterium sp. Naga37s-1, 528 nucleotides long. The record is from the annotation of a GenBank genome assembly. Lineage: Eukaryota; Viridiplantae; Streptophyta; Zygnematophyceae; Desmidiales; Closteriaceae.